UUCCUGAUUUACUUGCAAUAUCGACUUACCUAUAUCAAGACCUAGGUGUCCAAUCCAAGCAGACUAGGUUGCAAGAAGAAUACGCUGUAAAGGAGACGCAUCCAAUGGCUGCCAUCUGAGCUGGACUGGCCACAUCUCCACCUCCACACCGACGUGUCGCCUUUUCCAUGUGAUAUCACCUCUCCGAGAGCGGCACAAUGCGCCGUUUCGCCUCCUUCGCCGCCGCCUGCGCCUGGCUGCAGCUCUGUCGCGCUCGCCAGCCUGGCUUCAGCGUCCAUCAUGAUCUACUCGCCUACCCUCAAUUCGAGGUCGUUUUCUCCGACACCUACAUAUCCGAAUCCGACGCCCGUGCCCUUCUCGACACGCCCGACGUUGCCCAUCCCGCUUACGAUGCCGGGCUCGCCAGCCAGACAGACAUAGUACCCACUAUCCGCGCUGCGGAUGACUAUGACACCGAACACGAUGCUACUGCGUCUGCCGCCGCCGCCGAAUCCUAUGAAGUCAUGAGCAUGCCGCCGCAUCGCUACCUCUGCGCCAUCCCCGUUAUCGAACCCGCUCCCGCCCCGAACAAGACUGCUACCGAACUCGCCAAGGCUGAGCUGGCGCGUGAGCUGGCACGGGCAUCCGCCCACGGCUGGGACUUGAUCAACGAGCUGGACGGCAAAUGUCUGUACUAUAUGUCAGGCUGGUGGAGCUAUCGCUUCUGCUACGGACAAGACGUCGUGCAGUUCCACGCCAUCGCAUCGAGCGUCAAGAGUGGCCCGCCCAUGCGCGAUGCCAGUACUGCCGAAUAUGUCCUCGGCAGGGUUCCCGAUCCCCAUGUGACCUCGCGCCACUCGCGCCGUGGUCAGAAUCAGCAGCAGCAGCGCGAGAAAACCAGGCAGGACCCUCGUGGGGACGUUGAUGCCGGUGCCGCCACCCCAGCACCACCUAAUACCGACCUCCAAGUCAAGGGAGACCAACGGUAUCUUGUGCAGAGGAUGGGCGACGGUACCAUCUGCGACUUGACCGGCCGUGAGCGCACCAUAGAAAUACAGUACCAUUGCAGUCCCGAAAGCACCCAGGAUCGGAUUGGUUGGAUUAAGGAGGUAACCACAUGCUCCUACCUGAUGCUGGUCAACACACCUCGUCUCUGCGUCGACGUUGCCUUCCAGCCACCCAAAGAAGAAAGAGCCAACAUCAUCAGCUGCAGGGCCAUCGUGUCCGAAUCUGGCCAGGCCGACUGGCAUGCGCGCAAAACGCUCGAAGCCCAGGCUGCCAUGGUCGGCCGUGCAAAGGAAGCCGCCAAAUCCCCUGUCGUUAUCGGUGGCGUCGUAGUGGGUGGCCGCCAACUCCUCGGGAAUGGCGAGGACGGCAAGGAAGUACCGAACUUAUCACCGCCCAAGAGCCUCCGGAGCGACAGCGGCAUGUUCGGCCUCGAGAAGCUCGUCGAGAUCAUCGCAUCGGCGACGGGCAAGGACGAAGGCGGCGAGGUCAACGUCAUGACCGAGGAGCAGCUCCAAGCGCUCGACCUCAGCCCGAAAGACAUCGAGUCCCUGCGAAAGGAGAUCCAGAAACUAGCCGGCGAUAGAGGAUGGCAAUUGAAGAUGGUGGAGGUCCCUGGGAAUAAUAGAGAAUUAAUUGGGAUUAUCGAGGGUGGUGAAGAGGAUGAGGGUGAGGGUGAGGGUGAGGGCGAGAGCAAGGGCGACAACAAGGAUGAGGUGGGAGGUGAGGGCCAGAAUGAAGGCAGUGAGGAGCAGUUCUUCCAAGAGGAGUUGUAGAUUAGCAUAAAAGAUAUAGAAUAUGAGAUACAUGAUUAACGCUCCUAGCUAACG
Messenger RNA from Xylaria bambusicola, 1814 nucleotides. Its product is annotated as glucosidase II beta subunit-like protein-domain-containing protein. NCBI's taxonomy places the organism in Eukaryota, Fungi, Ascomycota, Sordariomycetes, Xylariales, Xylariaceae. The transcript has a single exon. Bases 198 to 1760 code for a protein of 520 amino acids. The record is from RefSeq and is a predicted model, not a curated record. Gene Ontology annotation, cellular component: endoplasmic reticulum lumen. Gene Ontology annotation, biological process: endoplasmic reticulum unfolded protein response; retrograde protein transport, ER to cytosol.